AUGAACUCCGUCACAUGGGCACCAAAAUAUCGUUGUGACCAACGGCUAGCUGUGAAGGACACGUUGGUAGUUGUUCCUAGCGUUUGGUUUCAAAAUCGCCGGAGCAAAGAGCGACGUUUGAAACAUUUGUGCAAUUAUUUGAGGCGAUUCGAGCAACGUGGUUUAAUUCCGCCACCAAUUGGCCUCGAAAACGCUGGUUAG
Molecule: messenger RNA, 201 nt
Organism: Gongylonema pulchrum
Lineage: Eukaryota; Metazoa; Nematoda; Chromadorea; Rhabditida; Gongylonematidae
Source: the annotation of a GenBank genome assembly